AUGAUUUUGGUUUAUGCACUCCUUCAGAACCACGUGAUCCCACACGUCAUUUGCGAGUCCGCCAUCACCGGCGAGCACCGAGUCCGGACGAUCUCGAACAACAAGCUGAUGUUCAACUGCGACAUUCAGGGAGCUUACGUCGAGAACACCAAACUUAGGGGCAACUUCAAUCUGGGGAAGAACGGAAUCAUCCACAUGAUUGAUGAUGUCCUACUUCCUGAUCGAGGUAAAGGAAACAGCUGUAGUACACGUAUCAAGAACCUGGUGGAACUGGCCGAGAGCCGAAAUCUGGUCACAUCGUGGAACUUGUCAAGAAAGCCGGUUGGAAGAGACUCUCAGCCACACGGAGACUACACCUUCUUCGUCCCGGAUGAGGCUGCUUGGUAUGCCUUGGAUUCGCAAGUACUGAACGAAGCCAGGAGGGACAUGGACAUGGCUGGCCAAUUGGUCAGAUUCCACGGAUCCUAUGGAAGGCACUUGACCAAUGCCAUCACUGAUAAUCAGGACUGGAACAAAACUGACGAAGAGAUAGACAAUCAGGUUACCCUCCAUUCCGUACUUUUUCCUAAAGUUAGCUGGUAGUCGAUGAGUCACUGC
Macrobrachium nipponense is the source of this 597-nucleotide messenger RNA. RefSeq names its product periostin-like. The coding region runs from base 1 to 582 and encodes 193 amino acids. Gene Ontology annotation, biological process: extracellular matrix organization; cell adhesion. The record is from RefSeq and is a predicted model, not a curated record. Lineage: Eukaryota; Metazoa; Arthropoda; Malacostraca; Decapoda; Palaemonidae. Gene Ontology annotation, molecular function: cell adhesion molecule binding. Gene Ontology annotation, cellular component: extracellular matrix. The transcript has 5 exons.